Messenger RNA from Sorex fumeus (smoky shrew), 3398 nucleotides. It is a transcript of the gene ATXN7L1, whose product is annotated as ataxin 7 like 1. NCBI's taxonomy places the organism in Eukaryota, Metazoa, Chordata, Mammalia, Eulipotyphla, Soricidae. The transcript has 13 exons. Bases 102 to 2990 code for a protein of 962 amino acids. The record is from RefSeq and is a predicted model, not a curated record.
CCUCCUCCCCCUCCUCCUCCUCCUCCUCCUCCUCCGCCUUCCUCCUCCCGGCCCUGCCUCCCUCCCCCUUUCAGAACACUCAAUGUCGGAACGUUCCGAAGAUGACGUCGGAGCGUUCUCGAAUCCCGUGUCUCUCGGCUGCUGCUGCCGAAGGAACAGGGAAAAAGCAACAAGAAGGAAGAGCAAUGGCGACACUGGAUCGCAAAGUGCCCAGUCCGGAGGCGUUUCUGGGCAAACCCUGGUCCUCCUGGAUCGACGCCGCCAAAUUACACUGCUCGGACAAUGUAGAUUUAGAAGAGGCUGGAAAAGAGGGUGGAAAAAGCAGGGAGGUUAUGAGGCUUAAUAAAGAAGAUAUGCACUUGUUUGGCCAUUACCCAGCACAUGACGCCUUCUAUCUCGUCGUGUGCAGUGCCUGUAAUCAGGUCGUCAAGCCACAGGUUUUCCAGGCGCACUGCGAGAGAAGACACGGUUCAAUGUGCAGACCCUCUCUCUCGCCCGCGUCUCCACCCUCCAAUUCCAGGACGUCACUCGUCCCAGGGAGAACCAAGACCUGUCUGAGCGGCCAUAACUCUGCCAGCAGCACCUCAAAGCCAUUCAAAACGCCCAAAGACAAUCUUCUUACCUCCAGCAGCAAACAGCACACGGUCUUUUCUGCGAAAGGAUCGAGAGACAAACCAUGCGUUCCAGUUCCUAUAGUCAGUUUAGAGAAAAUUCCUAACCUAGUGAAGGCAGAUGGUGCCAAUGUCAGAAUGAACUCGUCAGCCCCCACUGCGGUCACCUCCUGCUCCACCUCUGCGGUCUCCACCCCACCUCUCACUAAGCCAGUCUUGAUGUCCAAGCCGGUGCCGCCUUCCCCUGAGAAGAUCCUAAACGGCAAAGGAAUCCUCUCUGCCUCCCUAGACAAGAAGCAUCAAAAUGGCACCAAAAACAACAACAAGCCUUACAGGAGACUCUCAGAGAGAGAAUUUGACCCAAAUAAACACUGUGGAGUAUUGGAUCCCGAGACAAAGAAACCUUGCACAAGAUCCCUCACCUGCAAGACACAUUCGCUAAGCCAUCGGAGGGCAGUCCCGGGCCGGAAAAAGCAAUUCGACCUCCUUUUGGCGGAACACAAAGCCAAGUCCCGGGAAAAAGAAGUUAAAGAUAAAGAGCAUCUCCUGGCUUCCACAAGGGAGGUGCUUCCCAACCCUGCUGCUGGGCCGGGGCCGGAGACUCUGCCGGGAUCUUCAGGGAGCUUGGGGCCAGAACCUAAAGUCGCCUCCCCUGCAAAAUCCAGACCACCUAACUCUGUGCUUCCUCGACCGUCAUCUGCCAAUAGCAUAAGCAGCAGCACGUCUUCCAAUCACAGUGGCUACACGCCGGAACCUCCUCUGCCCCCAGCCGGAGGGGACCUCGCCAGCCGACUGUCAAGUGAUGAAGGGGAGAUGGACGCAGCUGAAGACUCGGAGAAGUUAGACUGUCAGUUCUCCACCCACCACCCCAAACCUCUCGCGUUUUGCUCAUUUGGAAGUCGCCUCAUGGGACGUGGGUACUAUGUGUUUGAUAGAAGAUGGGAUCGUUUUCGACUCGCACUAAACUCCAUGGUAGAAAAACACUUGAAUUCACAGAUGUGGAAGCACAGAAACCCGAGUCCCCGGGCCUCAGGCCCCUCCCCCCUUUUCAGGACUUGCCUAACCAACCUUCUGUCUCUGAGCAACAUUGGGGCUGCCUGGGUGUCAACUCUGGAGAGCGUAGCGCCUCGCUGCCCUCUCAGCCUCGCUGCCCAAACCCCAGGCCCCCCCGACGGGCCCGACCCUGGAGGGAUGGCCGCCGAUGGGGGCGUGGAAGACAUUAGGAAGAAAAGGAACGGCCAAGACUCUUUUUUCUUUAACAAGCAUUUAACUCUGCAUCAGGAGACGCCAGCACAGUAUUCUCUUGCAGCCAGGAAGAUCCCUCCUGCGGCAGAUAGCCCCAUGCCCUCGCCAGCAGCCCGCAUCACCACCCCCGUUCCGGCAUCCGUUUUUCAGCCUUUCAGCAACCCCAGUGCUGUGUACCUUCCUUCAGCUCCCAUCAGCUCGAGGCUCACCUCUUCCUACAUCAUGACAUCAGCCAUGCUCUCAAACGCAGCUUUCGUGGCAUCGCCGGAUCCGAGCGCCCUCAUGUCCCACACCUCAGCUUUCCCUCAUGUGGCUGCCACCCUCAGCAUCAUGGACUCAACCUUCAAGGCCCCCUCUGCCGUGUCCCCGAUACCAGCCGUCAUCCCUCCCCCCUCCUCCCACAAGCCAUCCAAAACCAAAACCAGCAAAUCCUCAAAAGGCAAAGACCUGUCCGCCCGUAGCGACGAGUCUCCAAGUAACAAAAAGAGGAAGUCGCAGCCUUCGACUUCCUUCUCCUCCACCUCCUCCUCCUCAUUAUCCUUGCCGACACCCCUCUCGUCUCCAUUGUCAGGGCCCCACAAAAAGAACUGUGUCUUGAAUGCCAGUUCCGCGUUGAACUCCUGUCAGGCGGGCCCUCCCUUUAACAGCCUGUCUGCACACAGCGCCAACAACGGGGUGAGCCCACUCAGUGCCAAACUGGAGCCCCCAGGACGGACCUCGCUGCCCGGUGGCCCCGUGGACCUUGUGAGACACGUGGGCUCGGCGGGUGGCAGCGGCCCCUGUCCCCUCUCGGUGCCCUCCCUGGCGGGGGACCUCUCCCUGGCCGCCCACAAUGCUGUGGCUUCUCUGCCCCACUCUUUUGACAAAUCAGAAGGAAAAAAGCGUAAGAACUCGAGUUCUAGUAGCAAAGCCUGUAAAAUCACUAAAAUGCCUGGUAUGAAUAGUGUUCACAAAAAGAACCCGCCCGGCCUCCUCGCAGCCGUGCCUGACCCCGCCAACAGCAUCUCCGCUCGGCAGGUUGGGAAAAAUAGCAGCCUAGCUUUGUCACAAUCCAGUCCUUCGAGCAUAUCCAGCCCAGGACACAGCAGACCGAAGACUACAAACAGAACGGGCAGGAUAAGGACUCUACCAUAGUAAUCAGACUCCAGAGCCACUUCCAAACUGAUUCCUGGUGCCCGUGGCCGGCAGAGGAGCAGGGGAGGGGUGGGCAGCAGGGGAGAGGCUAUUUCUGGUGCCCUGUCUAUGGCUCUGGUCUUUUUCCUUCUUUUUUUUUUUUAAUUCUGAUUUGACCAAUUCUUAGUUUUGAAGAAAAAGGCAAAAGAAUGUGAGUUGGAAAUUUACAGAAAAUGAUGCCAGUGUUUAUGUUUCUGUCGCCUUUAUUUGCCAUGUGUAAGCGUUCUUCCAAGUUUGGGGGUCACUCCUCUAGCUUCUGUGUGAUGCUGCUGCAGCUCCGUCAUUCUCUUCAGCCACAAGAGCAGACGUGGCAGAGUGUCCGUUCCAGGUCAGCGUCUGAAACAUCAGCCUGGGACGGGCAGCCUCCCC